Messenger RNA from Pseudomyrmex gracilis, 1177 nucleotides. Its product is annotated as ubiquitin-conjugating enzyme E2 W. The record is from RefSeq and is a predicted model, not a curated record. The transcript is spliced from 4 exons. Bases 658 to 1122 code for a protein of 154 amino acids. NCBI's taxonomy places the organism in Eukaryota, Metazoa, Arthropoda, Insecta, Hymenoptera, Formicidae.
GACCGUUUUGUUUGUGGUUUUGUCCCUCGAGUUACCAAACACUGUUUACAUGUGCAUUGUUACAUGAGCGUGAAAAAUCAGCUGAUUCUGUGAUAUUGCAUAACUUCAACUUUACAAAUUAAUUUUCUCUCCGUUUUACGUUGUUUAAUUUUAUCUCGUUUUGAAAUUACAAGACACUCGUGCGUCAGAACGAUCACAAAUGACAAUUGAAAUCACUCUCUGAUAUCUCCUCUUUCUGUCUUUUUCUCGUGUAUUGUAAAAAACGAAAGAUUUCGCGCGCGCGCGCACACACACACAUACGCACCCACCCACGUACUACGUACUCUUUAUGUGUGGGUUUGUGUAAACGACAAUUGUGUGCGUUGCGCUUCGUGACUGCUCGCCAUCAUUGCGCGAAUACAGCUGUCAACGCUGUCAGAUUUGGAACCGACCGCGGAACGUCAUCGCCAUUGAUGUCUCUCUAAAUUUGUUUCCUUUUCUUGCUCGUGCUAAGAAAUCGCGAACAGAGUCGAGAGAAACAUGUAAAACGCGCGUUUCGCGAAAUCGAAAUUUUGUUUCCGAAUAAAUAACACACGGCCAGACAAGUGAAUAACGAGCGUCCGAUGAGACGCUGAUAUGUUUUUUCGAUGGAGAGCGGUUUAACUCGGUUUAACGACAAUGGCGGCAACGACCCCGUCGAAGAGAAGACUUCAGAAGGAGUUGAUGUCCUUGAUACGCGAGCCUCCACCUGGUGUACAUGUAGAUGGAGAACUGGCGGAACAAAAUUUGACACAAUGGAUCGUUCAUAUGGAGGGUGCCAAAGGCACGCUAUAUGAAGGAGAGCAAUUUCAGCUUCAGUUUAAAUUUAGUUCCAAAUAUCCUUUUGACUCGCCCGAAGUUACUUUUAUUGGUGGAAAUAUUCCAAUACAUCCACAUGUUUAUAGCAAUGGUCACAUAUGUUUGUCAAUACUAACGGAAGAUUGGUCUCCUGCACUCAGUGUACAAACCAUCUGUCUGAGUAUUGUUUCCAUGUUAAGCAGUUGUAAAGAGAAGAAGAGGCCACCUGACAAUACAUUCUAUGUGAAAACUUGCAAUAAGAAUCCAAAAAAAACAAAAUGGUGGUAUCACGAUGACAGUGUCUAACAAUUGAGGAAUAUACAAAGAUCGUAUCAACUUGUCAAGUGAUUGUUGGAUUAAG